Molecule: messenger RNA, 687 nt
Organism: Dictyostelium discoideum AX4
Lineage: Eukaryota; Evosea; Eumycetozoa; Dictyosteliales; Dictyosteliaceae
Exons: 2
Coding region: 1-687 (228 amino acids)
Molecular function (GO): transferase activity; acyltransferase activity, transferring groups other than amino-acyl groups; acetyltransferase activity
Source: RefSeq, a predicted model, not a curated record
AUGAGUUUUGCAAAUAGUGUAGAUAAUAUAGAUCAAGAUGAAUUAUAUAUAAUAAAAAGAGAGGAUAUGGAGAAAGUUUCAAAAAUAAAUACAGAUUCAUUUAAAGAAGAUCCAUACUUUAAUUAUCAAUUUUUUGAACUUUCAAAAGAAGAUAAAGAUCAUUUUAUAUAUGAAAUGGAAGAAGGAUUUAUGGAACAAUUAAUUGACUUUAAUGAAUGUGUUUCAUUCGAUUCAUCAUUUAAAUGUGUUGCAAUGUUAUUACCACCAAAUGUUGAAUGGGAUUCAGUAAAAUGGUCAAAAUUUCAAAAAAAUCAAAGUGAAAAAUUAUUAAAUAAAGGUUAUAAAUUAACAAAUGAUAGAAUUCAAAAAAUUGAAGAUUUUUUUGGAAUUUAUUAUGAACAAUAUAAAGCAGUUGAAACUUAUUAUUUAUUAACAUUAUCAACACAUAUUGAACAUAGAAAGAAAGGAUUAGCAUCAAAAUUAUUAAAUCGUUUAUUUAAAAAGUUUGAUAAAGAACAUAAAAGAUGUUAUAUUGAAUGUUCAAAUGAUGCAAAUGUACAAUUUUAUUUAAAACAUGGUUUUGAAAUUCUUAGUCAACAUGAAUUACCACACAUAGAUGGUGAAAAUAUACCAGAUGUACCAAAAAUUACAUUUAUGCAUAGAUUACCAAAAUCAUCAACAUUUUAA